Messenger RNA from Danio aesculapii, 2054 nucleotides. RefSeq names its product LIM domain and actin-binding protein 1-like. The record is from RefSeq and is a predicted model, not a curated record. NCBI's taxonomy places the organism in Eukaryota, Metazoa, Chordata, Actinopteri, Cypriniformes, Danionidae. The transcript has 10 exons. Gene Ontology annotation, cellular component: actin cytoskeleton; plasma membrane. The coding region runs from base 1 to 1770 and encodes 589 amino acids. Gene Ontology annotation, molecular function: actin filament binding. Gene Ontology annotation, biological process: actin filament bundle assembly.
AUGUCAGUUUUGGUGCAAACAGAAGCGAACGGCAGCUCAGAGGAUGCAGACACACAAAAAGCCAGCAAAGGCACAUCCCCUUUGAGACGCACCGGCUCCAUUAAAGACAGAUUGACCAGAUAUCAGCUAGCAGUCUGCAAGCAGGCUUCAGUUUCCCGCUCUGCCAGCCAGUCAGAAGCAGAGGACAGUGUUUUCUGUGCUGACAGCAAGGAGAUGACGCCACCUGCUGGUCAUGGACAGACAGUGCAGAGCAAAGUCCCUAGAACAAACAUCACAAAGAUCAACGGAGAGCAUGUAAACUCAACGAGUCCCGGCACUGAAACUCUUUUAUCAGAGAACAAAGAGUUUCAUAAGGUCACCAAGCCGUUUCAAGUGGCCGUCCCAGACAGAUGUGUGUCCUGCCAGCAGACUGUUUACCAGCUGGAGAGACUAGUCGCCAAUCAGCAGAUUUACCACAAACAGUGCUUCCGCUGUGCCGUCUGUAGUACCAAACUCAGUUUGGUGGCGUUUGCUUCCCUGCAUGGCAGCAUCUACUGUAAGCCUCACUUCAACCAGCUCUUCAAGUCUAAAGGCAACUACGACGAAGGCUUUGGCCACCGGCAGCACAAGGAAAUGUGGACUUCACGAAUAAGCCAGGAGGAACCGGAGGAAAACUCCAACUCUGAGUCCAGAAGUCAGACCAGAAAGACCUCAAAGCUCGUCUGUGGAAACCAGAAACUGAGAGUGGCUUGGCCUCCUCCUGCAGACAGUGAAGGAGGAGCCAAAGUCUCCAGUCCAGCUGAAGUCAGCAAGGGUCCAUCCAGGUUUUUCAGAGCAAAGUGGCCCCCGGAGGAUGAAUCUCCAUCUUCUCAGCAGAGCACGGAAAGAGCGGAGCUGAAAACCCUACGGAGAAGCACAUCUCUCAGAGAGCGCAGUCGGCCAUUUUCUCUGGCGCCAAGCUUGAGCUCCAACCCUUCAAAUCAAGAUGCAAAAUCUGUUCCAAAGGGGGUCCGACGAGGCUCGCUGGAGAGACCUGCGCUCUCGGACAAUGGCGGGAGCCGCAGGCAGAGAGAAAAUGAGGCCGGGAUACAUGUAACCAAAAAGGAUGUGGAGCCACAACCAACAAAUAAGCAGUCUCCGAUACAAUUGAACCGAAAGGAGGAGGAGCUAGUGACCAAAAAGGAGGCGGAGCCACAAACACAGAAUAAGGAGUCUCAAACACAAUUAAACAGAAAUGAGGCGGAGCUACAACUAGCAAAUAAGGAGUCUCAGACACAAGUGACCAAAAAGGAGGCGGAGCUACCACCAGCAAAUAAGCAGUCUCAAAUACCACUAAACAGAAAGGAGGAGGAGCUAGUGAACAAGAAGGAGGCGGAGCUACAAACACUAAAUAAGGAGUCUCGGAUACAAUUAAACAGGAAGGAGGCGGAGCUACAAACACCAAAUAAGGAGUCUCGGAUGCAAUUAAACAGGAAGGAGGCGGAGCUACAAACACCAAAUAUGGAGUCUCAGAUACAAUUAAACAGGAAGGAGGCGGAGCUACAACUAACAAAACAGGAAAUUAAGGCAAAACAACAACACAGAGCUGCUGAAGAUGAGGAAAGACUGGAAAAGAAACCUGAGCUCCAGUUUUCUGCAUCUGUGGAAGAAAAAGCCCUCAGGACGUCCCAGGACGUGGGGUUUUGGGACAGUGAGGAGGCCGAGAAGUCGCUGACCGUGGAGGAGAUGAUCAAGAGGAAUCGCUACUAUGAAGAGGAAGAUGAUGAUGAUGAAGAAGUGGCAAUAGUUUGACAGUUUCUCAUUAUGUCAGUUCAGUUUUUAUUUACUCUGAAUAUCAUUGCAACCAACAAAUAUAAAAAACAUCUGCUUUAUUAUAUUAUAAUGCUUCAUAUAAAUAUAUAUUUGGACUUCUAUAAGAGCUUGGAAUUAUUGAUUUUAUUAGUAUUACUGUACUUUGUCGUUGCUCUCUUUGUUUUCUUUUGAUUGCUGUAUAAAAUAUGACUUGUUUACAAAAAUUGUUUUUAAAAAUCGAUAUUACUGUUUCCUAAUCUAACGAUUCAUUUUAAUGAUCUCAA